AUGUCAGGUUAUGGGAACAAUGGUGUAAACUUAGAUGAUCAUAUAGGAUACAAAAAGGAGUAUGAAUUCUCUAAGAGUGGUAAACAAGUAGAUGACUUUAUAUUUGUAAAUGGAGUAUCUGUCAGACCACCAAGUAGCACUUGCUGCUGUACUAGCAAUAAUAGUAGUGUAAGCCUCCCUGUAAAACGAAUAUCUCAUGAAGACUGGCCAGGUAGUAGUGGAGGAUUAGGGGGAUCAACACGCCUUAUACCAUCUUUCUCUGCAAAAAAGAUACGGCAGAUUUUACUUGCUUCUAGAAGAUCUAAUAAGGCUUCACGCAACGGAACAGCAGGAAGUAGCUCUGACUAUAUAGAUGUGAGUGAAUCUAGCCUAAACAAUCAGAGUAGUCCCAGAACUUGUUCAUUUCAAGUAAAUUCUCCAUCUGUAUCUUCUGAAGGCAAUUGUAAAGAUCCAACUAUAAAUUAUAAAGGACAGUCAAUAAGUAAUACUUCAAGAGAUGAUAAUAAGUCAAGUUGUUAUAUGAGGAAUGUACACUUUAGCUCUAUUGAAACUAUUAGAGGCAAAGAUAAUCAAAUUACAACACUAGAAAAGGUUCAAAGUGAUACUAUAAAUAAAUCUAAUAGGAAGCACCAAAGGAAUGAAGAGAACUUUACUGACUGUACAAGUACAGUUGUUGGAGAGAGAUGUGCAGUCUCUACCCAUUCUUCAUCAACAUCUUUUGCAAUUGGAACUGCUAAAUCAACACCAUGGUCACUUGCUUAUGGAAGAAAUAAUUAUGGGAAUCCAAACUAUAAUAAACAUAUCAAUGGACGUGACAUCCAGCUUUCACAAUUAUAUAUUUCACAAGGACAAUGCCAUAUGGAUAUUUUGAAGGAAGAAAUACAUUUAAUGGAAUUACUGGAACAGGGAGUCUUGAUUUUUAACAAUACUCCUGAAGAAGGAAUCCUUUAUAUGAUUGAAAAUAAGCUGAUUGAAAAUGAUCCUUUGUAUAUUGCAAAUUUUUUGUUACAUACAGAUUUUUUGGAUAAAAGGAAGGUUGGAGAAUUGCUUGGAGGACAUUCAAAUUUGUCUUUGAGUAUACUAAAUAAUUAUGUACAUUUGUUCAAUACAAGUUCUCUAGAACCAGAUGUAGCUCUUCGUUACUUUUUAUCUCGUUUUUUUCUUCCUGGAGAAUCUCAGAUGGUAUAUAGAAUUCUUGAAAGAUUUUCAGUGAGUUAUAUACGCGAUAAUCCUAAUAGUCUAUUUACAUCUGAUCAAAUUCAUACUUUAUGUUAUGCUUUGGUUAUGUUGAAUACAUCCCUUCAUAAUCCUCAUGUUAGAACAAAGAUGACAAAACGUGAUUUUGCUUCUAUGUGCACUCAUUCUAGCUUGCCAGUAACUACAGCUCAAUUGGAAACAAUGUAUGAUAGAGUUUUAGAAAAUGAAUUCAGACCAUUUUUGUCACCAUCAGAGAAGAUAUAUGGUCGUUUAGCAAGAGAUCCAAAAGUUUUGAGAUCUAAGCAAAUAUCAUCAAUUCAUCCUGUAUUGUUACAGAAGGGAUCUAUAUUUAGGAAAUAUCAUAGACGCAACAAACCAAUUAUUAUAGUUGCUUGGAUAUCUUCUGAUGAAAAAUUCUUUUGUUGGAAACGUAUUCGGAGAAAUUCUGCAAGUUUUUUUAAUCCGAAUAUUGUUGUCUCUAACUCAUCAUUACCACAACAAAAUACAUCUUUAGUACCUGACAAAUCCUCUAAAUCACUUUUUAAGAAGAAAGUACAGAAACUAUUACAUUUAGAUAAUUCAGAUAUGCAUUAUGUAUUACUUGAACAUAUUGCAGAUAUAAAUGUAAGCAUUUCUGGAUCUAUAUCCUUCCAGAGAUAUAGUAGAAAGCUCCAAAAUGAUAUGGAAUCUAGAUGCUUCUCUAUAAUUACUAAAUCAGGUGAAACUAUCGACCUAUGUACUAUAGAUUCAACUUAUCCAUCACUUUUAAUGUGGACAAGAUUUUUUCAUCAGAUAAUACUUAAAAAUCAGGAAAUUUCAGAUAGUACUGGUAAUACCAGUUCGAAUAAAAUUAAUAGAUGUGGAGUUCAGAACUCUGUAUCAAGGACUUCUGCAACCUCUUGUCCUUAUACUGAUUUAGAAGAUUCUGAAACAAAAAAUAUAUGUGAUACUGUUAGUAAUAUUGAACAAGGUGACAUUAAACUUACGCAAGAUCAAGAUAGAGGUAUUGAGAAUGGAUUACUGAGAGUAUGGUAUCAUGGUAUUUUUUUAAGAUGGGAGAACCAUUGGAGUCAUCACUCUUAUGUUGGCCCUAAUCAGACUUGGUUUAAUAAUAAUAAAUUAAAUUCCACUAGUGAUGUCACCCCUCAGACAGGACAAGAUGAAAAUUCAUUUGCUAUGCCUUUGACAAGCUCUAACUUAAAUCAUCAAAACAAUACAGAUAUAAAUAAUCAUUACAUAAUCUCUCAACUCCAUGCUACUUGUGGAGAAUCCCAAUUAUCUUACUUAAAAAAUAAAAGAGGAAAAAGUGGAAAAUUUUUUGGAAAUGAUCUAAGUAUUGUUAACACAAAUUAUAAGACUAAUAUUUAUGAUCCAGAAUCUAGAGUACAAAAUAGGGGCUUAAUAAAAUUUGGGAAGUCUUGGUUCAAGAAAAGAAAUGUUUUUAAAAAGUACUCUAGAUCUAUCCAUGAACAACAGGAACUAAAUAAUAUUUGGAAUUUACAGUUCUUUAAUAAUAUUACAGAACGUCCAAUUAAUUAUCAAGCUCCAAUCUCCCAUCUUAUCUUGUAUCUUUGGACUAAUAACCUCCCUCAUACAUAUAGAGGUAUUUUAUGGUCUAUUGCUAUAGGAAAUAUCUUACAAAUAAAUCUGUAUAUAUUUCAGAACUUGUUAGAACAAAGAAGAAAAGUAUCACAAAACCAAAUCAAUAUUGUAAAUGGAAUAGUAGAUAAUGAAAUACAUUCAAAUAUGAACUCAUCAUCUAAUAAUAAUAGUUCAUCCUCUUGUGAUCAAAAUGACAAUAUUGAGAAUAAUGUAGGACCUUUACAAGCUUCUUUUGAAAUCCAUGUAAAAAGAUUUCAUAGAGAUAUUGUUAAUGUGUUUCCAUCUAUUCAGAAUCAUUAUAUUGGUGUUGGCACCAUUCUUGGAAAGAGAGUAUGGGACACGAACACUUUAAGUGUAGAUUCAAAUUCAUACAAAAACUAUAAGGAAAAUUUUGAAUCCCAAACAAACCCUGUAUCUGAUAGCUAUCCUACAGAUCUAUAUAAAAUAAGUGAAGGAACUAAAAUACUUGUUGAAUGUUUUAUUGCAUAUAGACCAGAUAUUGGAUAUGUAGAAGGUAUGGGAAAUAUUGCAGUGAUACUCCUAUUAUUUAAUAAUAGCUUAUAUGAGGCAUUUAUAUCUUUUGCUAAUCUUCUUCAUAGUGGAUACUUCCUUGAUUUUUUUCUUUUAAAUAGAAGAAAUGUAAAGAUGAGACUAGAUUUCUUUGAUUCAUUAUUUAGAGAAAUAAUGCCAUCCUUAGCUCAUCACUUUGAUGUCCUUAGUAUCACAUCUGAUACUUAUUUGAUGUCUUGGUUUACAUCUAUGUUUUCUAACUGUUUACCAAUUCAGAUUAUACCUAAAGUAUGGGAUUCUCUAUUUCUUUUUGGUGAACCAUUUGCAUUCCAAGUUGCUAUUGCUAUCCUCAAAUAUCAUGAGCAUAAACUUGUCAUGACAUCAUUUGAAGGAUGUAUCUCUAUUCUUCAUGGAGUUCCCAAGACUUUUGACUUAAAAAGAUUUAAUUCUGCAUUGGAACAGUUUAAUGGAUUAAUAUCGAAUAAAUUUGGAUAUUGGUUAACUGCUCAGAAGCUAUCUAAACAAAAGGCAGAUCUACUUGAAGAACUACUAUAG
This is a messenger RNA of Cryptosporidium muris RN66, 3864 nucleotides long. RefSeq names its product Sec7 domain-containing protein. Gene Ontology annotation, molecular function: guanyl-nucleotide exchange factor activity. The transcript has a single exon. Gene Ontology annotation, biological process: regulation of ARF protein signal transduction. The coding region runs from base 1 to 3864 and encodes 1287 amino acids. The record is from RefSeq and is a predicted model, not a curated record. Lineage: Eukaryota; Apicomplexa; Conoidasida; Eucoccidiorida; Cryptosporidiidae.